This is a messenger RNA of Papilio machaon (common yellow swallowtail), 613 nucleotides long. RefSeq lists its product as uncharacterized. NCBI's taxonomy places the organism in Eukaryota, Metazoa, Arthropoda, Insecta, Lepidoptera, Papilionidae. The record is from RefSeq and is a predicted model, not a curated record. Bases 120 to 611 code for a protein of 163 amino acids. The transcript is spliced from 4 exons.
ACCAUUGAGCAAUCAGAUCCGUUGUGAUGUUGCGGUCUCGUAGCAAUAUGAACACGUAUUGAUCAAAUAACACACGACAACACAACGAAUGGCAGUUUAGUUUCAGGUACUGAAGUAAAAUGUUGUCUCGCAGAGAUAAAUUGUUGAUACAGCCGUGGGAAGAUCGCCGCUACAAGGAUCAUCGAUUAAAGGUGAAGUCGGCGUUGCCGGUGAUAGACAGCAGUGCUCCGAGUGCGCGGCCGCACGUCACAUGCAAGCUGCGCCGCGAGCGCUGUGAGGCGGAGCGUUGUGCGCGCGUCGUACGCGACAACUUCACGUUGUUGCAGCGACUUGCCACUGUCAUGUCCACCACACGCCUCGACAACCGCUGGCACAAACCUCCGCCAAAUUUUCAGAACAAAGUGGGGCGUUACCACGAGGUGUCGCGUGCGCCGCGAGCUGGGGCGAGGAGCUCGCAGGCCUCCAAUGACACAUCGCAACUCUCCUACAGUAACGCGAGAUGUUACGCGUGCGAACGCAACAAGAAAGCAGCCAACGAUUCCGCGAGCAAACGGGAAAAUCCUGUUGCAGGCAACAAUGAUAUACUUCCCUUUUUAUAUCUCAAAGCUUAAUU